CCCUUUGACGAUCCCGAAGCAGACUUCAUCCUCCGUUCAUCCGACCGUAUUGACUUCCGAGUCUCUAGGUUCAUCCUCAGAGUCUCCUCGGACUUCUUUGCCACUAUGUUCGUGGCCGGCCAGGCCGAGAACGAGGAGAAUCGAGACGGCUGUCCGAUCGUCCCGAUGCAUGAGGAUAGCGAGACUCUGGACAGUCUCUUGCGCAUCAUAUAUCCCAAGAAAGCUCCCAUACUCGACGAUCUUGCAAAGAUUCACGCCGUCUUGGCGGCGGCGCUCAAGUUUGACAUGGAGAAGCCGAUUGAUGUCGUGGGGGCGACUCUGUGCUCCUUCAUACCGAAUGAACCCCUUCGUGUCUGGGCGAUCGCCGUUCGUAACAGACUGGAGCCAGAAGCACGCGCUGCCGCCGACGAGAUCGUUUGUCAGGUCGACCUAUCUGUCUUCAACUUCCCGCCCGAAAUGCAGCAUAUCAGCGCCGGGGCGUACUACCGCCUUUUGCGAUAC
Molecule: messenger RNA, 501 nt
Organism: Fomitopsis serialis
Lineage: Eukaryota; Fungi; Basidiomycota; Agaricomycetes; Polyporales; Fomitopsidaceae
Exons: 1
Molecular function (GO): protein binding
Source: RefSeq, a predicted model, not a curated record